Molecule: messenger RNA, 4753 nt
Organism: Cadophora gregata
Lineage: Eukaryota; Fungi; Ascomycota; Leotiomycetes; Helotiales; Ploettnerulaceae
Gene: CWH41
Product: Processing alpha glucosidase I
Exons: 4
Coding region: 1818-4283 (821 amino acids)
Biological process (GO): protein N-linked glycosylation; oligosaccharide metabolic process
Cellular component (GO): endoplasmic reticulum membrane
Molecular function (GO): Glc3Man9GlcNAc2 oligosaccharide glucosidase activity
Source: RefSeq, a predicted model, not a curated record
AGAUUGAAGCCAAGAAGAAGAUUAGGAUCGACUACUCUAAAGUUCAGAGUGACGCUAGAUUUGCAGUAUUAGCCGAAGAGACAUAACUGUACAGUAAACAAAGGAAUGGGAAAGCAGGUGAUUCGCACGGACCACCUUAUCCUUGUCAAAAACUUGAAGCUCGCAGCCUCAUCAACAUUUGAGGUCCUCAUCAUUGUCUCGCAACCUCCUCUGUCUAAGACCUAGAACCACGUCCGCACCACCAAAUACACAGCCUUCAACCCCAGGACACUCACAUACGAUGGCAGAACCACCAUACAAACGCGCGCGCCGCCCAGACAGUAAGCAAAUGUGGGACGAAGCCGACCGACGCGCACCUCAAGCACCCCUCCCCUCCCGAGAACGAGACGAGCGCGAGCGCCCAGAUCGCGGCAAUGACAGGAGAGAAGACCGGAAUCGAGAUCGCAGAUAUCGCAGUCGGUCGCCGCGCGAUUCGAGAGGCGCUGGAGGUGGAGGUGGUCGAGAUCGUGAGCGAGGAGGACGCAGAGAUGAGCGCGAGAGAGAUACGCGGGAUGGGUAUGGUAGGGGAGGGAGAGAUCGGGAUGGUGAGGGUGAGAGGGGUGGUAGGAGGGAUUAUAGGGAGAGGGAUAGAGGUAUGUAUCCUACUGAAGCUGUCGCGCUUUGUCAUAGAGGGAAGUCUAAUGCGUUUUCGAAAGAUGGUGGAAGUGCGAGGGAUAGGGAUGGUGGUAGAGAGAGGGAUAUGAGGGAUAGGGAUUACAAGGAGAGAGAUGGUGGGAGAGAAAGCCGAGACCGACCGAGAGAGCGAUCGAGAGACAGGGCAAGGGAUACGAAGAGAGGUACGAGGAGUAGGAGUCCGCGACGGGAGAGAGAUAGAGAUUCUAGGAGAGAGGCUGAGGCCGAGAAGGAGAUACCCAAACCCUACCACGCCGAGGAGGAGUUCACCAAAGCGCGAACAGCAACUCCACCUGUCUCGUUCAAGGUCAAUUCUGCUGGAAAUGGACAGGAUCACGAGCGAAUGGAAGUCGAUGCAGAAGCUCAACCCGGCAAGAAAGGAAAGAAGGGCAAGAAGGCUGCUAAGCCAAUUGAGGAGGACGAUGAUCUGAUCGUGGAGGAUGACGGCAUGGCUGCUAUGCAGGCUAUGAUGGGUUUCGGCGGAUUCGGCACGACGCACCAGCAGAAAGUUGCAGGGAACGAUAUCUAUGCUGUCAGGAAGGAGAAGAAGACCGAGUACAGACAGUACAUGAAUCGGGUUGGAGGUUUCAACAGGCCUCUCAGUCCAAGCAGAGAAUGAUGAAUGAUGGGUUGAUGAUGGAUAACGUAUGCUGAUAUCGCUAUUCCUCUGCCUUUAUUAUAUUCCAUGGGAAGUGUCAGUGGAUUCUGGGAUGUAGUAUAUUUCAGACGGGCCCUUGUCAAUAUCCGCUUCUUAGAAGUGAGUCGUGGCUUUACCACCAAACUCAAAUGAUUGCUGCAAAACAAGAUAAAUUAGCUAUAUCCAAGGCACACUAGACAAGAAUUUUGUGCCAAAUAAAUAGAAGUUCCCCCAAUGAAAGAUGCACAUACAGACCAGAUCUCCCAUUCUUCGUUCCGUGACCUUUUUCCGUCCGAAAGCAUCACUAGUCAGCCUUCCCUGCAGCCUCGCGACACAGGCUGAAUACGUAGCUGCACAUCAACGAACCCGCAACGGUGUUCUCAAAAUCCACCCCAGCCUUCCCUACAGAAAAACCUCCCCUCACUCCGCCACGCCCUCGAGCUCCUCAAAUCCCUCUCACGGAGCUCUGGCUAUCCAUCCUCCUCCCAAUUGAAGCUUCAAAACCACCAUGCUUCUCCCCAUUCUGCCUGUGGCAGCUCUAUUCGCAGCCUGCCUGUCAACACAGGUAGUUGCUGAAGGAGACCCUGCGAUUUUGUACAAUGAGUUUGCGAGGAAGACGAAUGAUAGUCUGCUUUGGGGCCCGUAUAGACCGAAUUUGUAUUUUGGAGUUAGGCCUAGGAUUCCGAAGAGUUUGAUGGGUGGAUUGAUGUGGUCGAGGGUAGACAAUUAUCAAGAUGUGCAGAACAACUUCAGACAUACCUGCGAGCAGGGCGACAACAUGAAAGGUUACGGCUGGGACGAAUAUGACGCGCGGACAGGAGGCCAGCAAACAAUUUACGAUGAGGGAAAUGGCAUAAACAUCCGCACCAGUUUUGUGAAGAUCCCUGGAGGAAGCAACGGCGGUGGCUGGGCUGUCCGGGUUAGAGGCACAGUGCGAGAAGGUGCACCACCAGAUCUCAAGUCUACAGUCGUGUGGUACAACUCCCUGGAAGGACUUGGAAGUCUGGAGCUUGAGAAUGAGCCCAAUGACUUGGGAUAUGAGGGUGAUGUUACGCUGAAAGGUGACUCGGCUGGAUUGGGGGAGUAUAAAGUUACCGUUACGGCCGGACGGGGAACUCAUCCGGCUGGUUCGCAUCCUUCGUAUGAGGAGAAGCCUUUGGAUCGUACGAUUGUUCAUUCGCUUCAAGCUCCGGAUACGAUUCUGUGGCAAGUUAAGCCUAUUAUUUUCAAGGGGUUGAAAGACCAAAUCGACAAGUACAUUGCUACAUAUGGGGAGGAGAACCCACCUCCUCCGUGGCAAGUGUAUACUCUCGAGAACAAAGCUGCUCCAGGAAACUUGCACAUUAUCCAGAAAGUAUUCGAGGGCAACUUUGAAUUUGAUGUCAUUUUUAACAGCGGCUCUUCUGGCAAAGAAUAUACCAGCCAGGAUGUUUCAGAGUUCUUGUCUCGUGGAUCAAGAGGAUUCUGGGAUCGAUUCGUUGCUACUUUUGACCCUCAGCCGCCAUUUGGUGUUGAAGCUCUUCAGAGAUUCGCUGGAAGCAUGUUUUCGAACUUGCUUGGUGGACUCGGCUAUUUCUAUGGAGACUCUAUUGUGGACCGAUCGUAUGCUCCAGAGUAUGAUGAGGAGAAUGAAGGAUUCUGGGAGGAGACUGCAGCUGUUAGAGCCCAGAAGCAUGAAAAGCUUGAAGGACCCUCCGAAUUGUUCACCACUGUGCCAUCAAGACCUUUCUUCCCACGUGGUUUCCUCUGGGAUGAAGGUUUCCAUUUGAUGCCAGUCGCUGACUGGGAUUUGGACCUGGCUCUAGAAGUGGUGAAGAGUUGGUUCAAUUUGAUGGACGAAGAUGGAUGGAUCGGCCGUGAACAGAUCCUUGGCGCUGAAGCACGCAGCAAAGUCCCAGCCGAGUUCCAAAUCCAAUAUCCACAUUACGCCAACCCUCCCACCCUCUUCUUCAUCGUCGAUAACUUCAUCUCCAAGAUCCAUGCCAUGAAUGGGUCCAGUCCGGAGGCAAAAGUAGCACGAGAAAGCCUCGGCGAGAAGCCUAAUUCCGUCUACCUUCAAGAUCUGGAUCUCGCUCUCCACUAUCUACGAGAACUUUACCCCAAACUGAGAACGCACUACUUCUGGUACCGCAAAACCCAAUCUGGAGAUCUGAAGUCUUACGACCGCGAUGCAUUCAGCACUAAGGAAGCAUACAGAUGGCGCGGCCGCACUCCCCAACACAUUCUGACCAGCGGGCUCGAUGACUACCCACGUCCUCAACCACCGCACCCAGGAGAGCUGCACGUCGAUCUCAUCUCCUGGAUGGGUAUGAUGACCAAAUCUCUCAAGAACAUCGCCACACUCCUCGACUACGCCGACGACGUCAAGGAACUCAGCACGAUCGAGACAGCCAUUCUCCGCAACAUCGAUGAUCUUCACUGGAGUGAGAAAGACAAGUGUUACUGCGAUGCCACUAUUGACGAUUAUGAGGAGAAUGCACUGGUUUGCCACAAGGGAUAUAUCUCACUCUUCCCAUUCUUGACGGGUCUUCUGGAUCCCAAGAGUGAGAAGUUGGGUCAUAUCUUGAAGUUGAUUGGCGACGAAGAGGAGCUGUGGAGUGCACACGGUCUGAGGAGUUUAAGUAAGAAGGAUGAGUUCUAUGGUACCGAUGAGAAUUACUGGAGGGGUCCAGUGUGGAUGAACAUGAACUAUCUAGCUGUGGUGCAAUUGCUUAAAUACGCACAAACCCCCGGCCCCCACAAAUCCCUCGCCACAGACCUAUACAGCACUCUCCGCCUCAACCUCAUCAAGACCGUGUACGACGCCUGGGCAGAGACCGGCUUUGCUUGGGAACAGUAUAACCCUGAGACGGGCAAGGGACAGCGAACGCAGCAUUUCACUGGCUGGACGAGUCUGGUGGUGAAGAUUAUGGGGAUGCCGGAUUUGAGUGGUGGUGCUUGGGAGGUGCAGAGCGAUAAGCAUGAUGAGUUGUGAGGGGAUAGAGGUGGGGGAGAUGGUACAAACUGGCUGGGGAGGGGAUUUUGAGAUGUAUAUAUGUGAUAUAUGUGUGUUUUCUGGAUUGGAAAAGUCUUUUGCAAUAUUUGUGCAUCGGUUGUUGAGGCACAUUCGCCGCCAGACUGCACCGCACGAAUCAACGGCGCGAGCAUGACGAAAUGAAAGAAUGACUGUACUCCGCUGUAUGGAGACCUGGAUGGUUCCUGUUCCCUUCCACCAGCUCGCUCGUCUUGGAUAACUUUGACCUCUGCUCCUCUACAAGACGUCUGCCACGAUUAAAAAAGUUCCCACAUUAUGCUUUUAUAUCAUCACGGGGCAGGAGUCCAAUCAUUUUGUAUGCUCUGAAGCCUAAGAGUGAGGCGAACAAAGUGGCUGCGCACCUUAUUGUAAACAACACUUGGUAAUAUUCCUCGCUUAAAUCCACAGACGAAGGGCGGACUCAAUAAAGC